Molecule: messenger RNA, 2616 nt
Organism: Menidia menidia (Atlantic silverside)
Lineage: Eukaryota; Metazoa; Chordata; Actinopteri; Atheriniformes; Atherinopsidae
Source: the annotation of a GenBank genome assembly
UUGUGGCGGUCUCAGGGUGCGCCCUGCGCGGAGCUGCGUAACGAUCGCGGCAGAGCGCAUAGGAUGACUUCUCGGGUCAGGCCCGGCUACUACCGGCAGGACGUUAACAAAACCUCGUGGGAGGUACCGGAGCGGUACCGGGACCUGAGGCAGGUGGGGACGGGAGCCUACGGGACGGUCUGCUCAGCCAUGGACUCCAGGUCAGGAGCAAAGGUUGCCAUAAAGAAGCUCUACAGACCUUUCCAGUCUGAGAUCUUCGCAAAGCGAGCGUACAGGGAGCUGAGGCUUCUGAAACACAUGAAACACGAGAACGUCAUCGGCCUGUUGGAUGUGUUCACCGCAGACCUCUCGUUGGACAGAUUCCAUGAUUUUUAUCUGGUGAUGCCGUUCAUGGGGACGGACCUGGGGAAGCUGAUGAAGCUGCAGAGGCUGUCGGAGGAGAAGAUCCAGUAUUUGGUUUAUCAGAUACUCAAAGGGCUUAAGUAUAUCCAUUCUGCCGGGAUUAUUCACAGGGACCUCAAACCAGGAAAUCUUGCAAUCAACCAAGACUGUGAGCUCAAGAUCCUGGACUUUGGUUUGGCGCGGCAGGCGGACAGCGAGAUGACGGGAUACGUGGUGACUCGCUGGUACAGAGCCCCAGAGGUCAUCCUGAGCUGGAUGCACUACACUCAGACCGUGGACAUUUGGUCAGUGGGCUGCAUUAUGGCAGAGAUGCUGCAAGGAAAACCACUUUUCAAAGGCAGUGAUCAUCUAGAUCAGCUGAAUGAAAUCAUGAAGCUCACUGGAACACCAACUCAGGAAUUUAUGUCCAAACUUGAAUCUGAGGAUGCUAAAAACUACAUCAAAAGUCUGCCAAAAGUUGAAAAGAAAGACCUUCAGAAGGUGAUUUUCACCAGUAAUCCACAAGCCGUGUCCGUGCUGGAGCGCAUGCUUCUGCUGGAUCCAGAGAGACGGGUGACCGCUGCCGAGGCUCUCACGCUGCCCUACUUCUCUGAGUUUCGGGAACCGGAAGAGGAGACCGAGGCUCAGCCGUACGACCACUCGCUCGACAACACAGAUCUCACCUUGGAUCAGUGGAAACGUCACACUUUCACAGAGAUCUUAACCUUCAAGCCUAUUUUACCCGAUUCUAAGGAGACAUCAUUAUAAGACCCGGGACUGACUCCACAGCAGGGAACCAGAACAAACUACCACGCAUCUCCAUCAGGAGAACCUUUUUUAUCACGAGGCUUAAUGACUGUUCGACAUUUCUGCUGUGGCCGGGGCGAUGCGUUAUGUAUAAUCCAGAUUCUGAGUAUUUGGAGCGUUACAUUUUUUCACCUGCUCAAGAUUUAAUGUAUGCAACAUUAAACUUGCAUAGCAGGAAGCAGCUGUGUGGAAGCAAGAGUCUCUGCUAACAAACGGAGCCCAUAGUUUGAGAAACAGUUGGACAGACAUGGUGAUAUUUUUCCUGAAGUCACUCUGUGCUCACGCAGAGACGCCCCCCACCCCACACACACUCUCCACCACUCUCUUUCAGCUUUUGCUUGUAGUGGGGUCUCAAUCAGCCUCAAGCUCAGGAAGUGGAUUAAAGCUAAACUGGAUUGAGAUCAGGUGACUGACUCAGCCACGCGAGGAAAAUCUCUGAGAAUCUAACUUGACAAGGAUCUGCAUCCUGCAUGGAGGGGGGGGGCUUGACUUGCCAUGUAGCAAUAAAGAGGAUUUGUUAAAAAUCCGUCCCAUCGGAAUGGACCCCAUCGGUGCGUGUUUGGCGCUUUCGGGCUUUCUCGUCCACUUCUCUUGUCCCAUCAGCCGAGUUAAAAAGCAUUUAGUCUUUAACAUGACUGAAGUCACUUCUCCACACGUGAGCUCUGCCCACAUUGUUUCUCACAUUACUCUGAAGCUGCGAAUUAAAGUGGACUCUUUGCGCUGUAAUGUAGACGAGCUACACAGGAUGUGCGACUCUUCAAAUUCUCACAAUCUGGACUGCAUACAUGCUAACAUUCUCUGGGCCAAGAGCAAUCAGGGUAUUCUGUUUAAAAUAGGUUGUGUGACUUUUAAAAAAAUGUUUACUUUUCUGCCAGGGAAAGCGGUUUUGAAGGUAACCCAAUCCACGUAAAUACAAUAAUGUCUUUGAUUAACUAAGGUUAUUCUGUAAGAUGUAUAUAUUUUCUGAAUUCGUUCUAAAGCUUUGAUUAGACUCACUGUAGGUUUGUGUGUGUGUAUGUGUGUAGUCUCUUUGUUGGCUCUACCUUUGUGUUUUCUCCCAGUGGCCUUAAAGAUAAUGACCAAACACAAACACUGUUGAGCUGCCGAUCAAAUGAGACCCCGCGUGCAGGUUAAAGGCAGACGUUCGCGUUUGGAACUCAGCGGCAGAUGUUGCUCAUUCUGUUGGAUUAUGUGAAACAAAGUUUUGCACAGGACACAUUUCCUCAAGGGAUAACAAUAAAAAACCUUGCAUUAAACAUGCCAUUAAACAUCUUCUGUGCUGGAUGGGGCAUUGUCUUGAGUCCAGGUUGUGUGGCUAAAGCAAUAGAUUUCUAAACUAACACUAGGUGGCAGCAUGUAAACAACCAAGAACCAGUUGAAACAUCAGUUGAUCCAUCUUCGUGCCUCAUACCGAAGUAGCUGUGAGAA